Messenger RNA from Dentiscutata heterogama, 317 nucleotides. The record is from the annotation of a GenBank genome assembly. NCBI's taxonomy places the organism in Eukaryota, Fungi, Glomeromycota, Glomeromycetes, Diversisporales, Gigasporaceae.
AUGAGUUAUGGAGAGGUUUACCAGUAUCAUCCUGAAAAAAUUCAUACCUCAAUAGGUCAUGAACGUCGUGAUUCAGAAAGUGAUGGAUCUUUCAGGCCAAGCUUUUUUCAAAAGUUUAAUCCACGAUUAGUAAAGCAAAAAAUUCAAAUUAUUCUUAAAGAAAGAUUAGAAAAAGCAAUUUACGAUAAAGAUCAAGCUCCCGGGUGGGCUAAUGAAAUAGCAGAAGCAGUUAAAGCAAAACUAUUAGGUUUAGAUCUUAAUAGAUAUAAAUAUGUUGUCAAUGUUACUAUUCUAGAAAAUAAAGGAGUUGGAGCUAG